Molecule: messenger RNA, 10211 nt
Organism: Neoarius graeffei (lesser salmon catfish)
Lineage: Eukaryota; Metazoa; Chordata; Actinopteri; Siluriformes; Ariidae
Gene: spred2a
Product: sprouty related EVH1 domain containing 2a
Exons: 6
Coding region: 486-1736 (416 amino acids)
Biological process (GO): multicellular organism development; negative regulation of MAPK cascade
Cellular component (GO): membrane
Molecular function (GO): protein kinase binding
Source: RefSeq, a predicted model, not a curated record
CUCUCAGUCUUCUGCCGACUCUACAAUCCAACAUGGAGUGAACGCGGCGCGGCGAUGGGGCUCGCGCAGGGCCGUCCUCCUCUUCCUCCUCCUCUUCCUCCUCCUCACCAAGAGCAGCUCGCGACUGCAGUCGCGGCGUUGUCGUCGUCGCGCGCGCGCUCCUCACGCUCACAGACCGAAGAUUCCAACGUCCGCGAGACCGUCGGGCUGGAUUCUAUAGAAUAUAUAAAGGGUGGCGCACGCGCGCACACUGCUUAAAGUGCAAGACGAAAAACAAACAAACAAACAAACAAACAAACAAAAAAGAAAGACGCGCUUUAAAAAAAAAAAAAAAAAAAAGGUAUAUAGCUAGAAGAAAGAAAACUGGGGGGUGUGGAGGGGACACCGAGACACCGACCGGAUCGGUGGGAGACAAAAUGGAGCCUGGACGCUGGUGCGCGCGCGCUCUGGGAUGUUAUUAUUGUAGGUGAAACGAGGGAGAUAAAAUGACCGAGGAAUCACAGCCAGACGAUGACGACUACCUGGUGCGUGUCAAGGCAGUAGUGAUGACGAGGGACGACUCAAGCGGUGGUUGGCUGGCUCAGGAAGGGGGCGGGCUCAGCCGGGUGGGCGUGUGUAAGGUGUCUCCAGUAGACCUGGACCUCCUUGGCCGUAACGGGUUCCUCAUCUACGGAGAGAGACUCCGAGACAAGCAGGUGAUCCUCAAGUGCUUCCUGAAGAAGGAUCUGAUCUACACUAAAGCCACUCCCACAUUCCAUCACUGGCAAGUCGACAACAGAAAGUGCGGCCUGACGUUCCAGAGUCCGGCGGACGCUCGUGCCUUCGACCGUGGCGUCAGGAAGGCCAUCGAAGACCUGACUGAUGGUUCCACCACGUCCUCGUCUACUCUACAGAACGAGACGGAGCUGGGAGACGACGAUGUCUUUACGACUGCCACAGACAGCUCGUCGAACUCGUCUCAGAAGAGGGAGCCGUCGCUGCAGACUCUCGCACCGAUCAGCUUCUGUGAAUCGCAUCACCACCAGUGCAUUCUGGGACAUCUCUACAACCAGCACAGGCACUCCGAACAUUACUUCUUGGACCAGGCGGUGCCAAUGUUCCCCCACGUUCCUGUGAACUUCCUGGAGGAAGAGGAGGAGCUUGUGCGGAUAAACCCGCGUGAGCGUGCCUGGCUAACGGGCUACGAGGACUACCGCCACGCCACCACGGCCGCCCACAAACUCCUGCACCCGGAACCUACGGACACUUACGUCUCCUUCGCCAAGAGCGAAGUGCCCAAACACGACUACACUUACCCAUACCCGCACAGGCUCUCUGGAGACGACGGUAAAUCAGGCAUCAGUGGUGGCGUGGUGUCGUGCCAGCCUCGGGCCCCGUGGCGCACGGAGGACGAACGUGUGCGCUGCGUGUACUGCCGAGACGUGUUCAGCCCCUCACAGAACCGGCGCGGACAGUGCCAGGAAGCGCCCGACCCAGUGGUGGCGCUCAUACGGCGCGUGAGCUUCAUGUGGUGUGCCGACAGCCUGCUGUACCACUGCAUGGCCGACGCCGAGGGCGAGUACUCAGAGCCGUGCUCCUGUGACCCCAGUGACGGGCGUCUCGUCCUGCGCUGGCUUGCGUUGCUCGGCCUGUCGCUCAUCGCACCCUGCAUGUGCUGCUACGCACCGCUGCGUGCCUGCCAUCGCUGCGCUGUUGCAUGCCACUGCUGCGGCGCUCGACACAAGGCCGCCGGGUGACACGGACAGACAAGUGGAGGGAGACUGACGUGAGCAAACGUCACACGGUGACUUUUUUUUCCACAGGGUUUUGGUUUCUCCGGACACCUGAUGUGUUAUCAGUUAUUUUUGGUGCCAUUCAAUUCAGCUUCUAUGCCAUUAACAGUAAAUUCAUUUAUAUAGUCAUUUAUAUAUAUAUAUAUAUAUAAUAAAGUGUAUAUAUACACACACCUGGAUAUAUAUAUAUAUAUCCAGGUACUUUAACGUUUUUACAAUAUUGUUUCGUUUUUGUUUACUUUUCGUUCCGUCGCCGUGGCCUGCCAAUCCGAGGUGGAGCUCUCCCCUCCCAUCGGAGGCGUUUAACUCGUACGUGAACGUCCAUCCUGUCCAAACAGACAAACCCGAAUGUGUGCUGUAUCUGUAUGUGAUGAAAUGGAGACAAAAAUGUGGAAAUUAUUUUUUUGCUGAAGCCAAAACGAUAAGCUGCCGAGCGUGUGUACGGGCUGAAUGUGCCACAGUGAAGUACAACUGUGAUAGAAAAGUGUGUGUGUGUGUGUGUGUGUGUGAGAGAGAGAGAGAGAGAGAAACCUCAGAAUGGAAUCGUCUGGAUUUCUCCAUGAAAGGGUUUUAAACUGUCAUAAUAACAACUAAAAGACAAUCUUAUUUAACAAACGUUAUUUCACAUUUCCAUUCAUUUAUCGCGCGAUGGUUAAGGGUAGUUCUUCGUUAACGGAAUUACAUUCACAGCAAAAUGUGAUAACUUUUUUUUUUUUUAGUUGCAGUACUCAAGAUAAUGGUAUUAAAGCAUAGCCUCUAGCGGCGAUAAACGGCCCUCGCACUCGGCACUGUGAUGCCUUCUAGCCUCACCCAAGGCAACUAACCUAAAAAUAAUAAACCUUUGCACUAUUUUCACAAGUGCACGAAAUUUCCUCAGUUUUCGAAUAUUUCCAAAGUGUCAAAUCUGUAUGUUUGAACUAGGGGGCGCUAUGGAGUUAAUGAAGCCCACCUAGACUGAUUCAACUCAAAUUAUAUCCUAGGACAAAUGCAUGUGCAAAUUUCCAUGAGUUUUUAGCCAUAGUGAGCCUCUCAAAACAGCGUAGGAAAAUUAAAAAAUCCCACAUUCUAUCCAGCAUGGCUGACUUCCUGUUGGGCGGAGUCAAGUAGAACCAAGUGAACUUUGUCCUGUAUCACAAGAGUAUUGAUCACACCGAAUCUUGUGCCUAUCUGAGAAACUUCAUCUCAACCAUAGCUUGUUCUGGGGGGCGCUGUAGAGCUCCAGGACCACGCCCAGUCCCUUCUUUAAUGUAACUUUGUGAUUUUAUGCAUGUGAUCAAAAUUCUUGCGUUUUCAAGCAUCACACGUGCCUCAAAAACAAUAAGAAAAACCACGCCGGAAACAAUAAGGCUUUGCACCUGCGGUGCUUGAGCCCGAAUAAAUAUUUCACACUGUAUGGGGUAUCUUUUAACCCUAAAAAAAUUGGCUACGUUUAACUCCGAACGCAAAAUUAGAAAUUUAUGAGGAAAGAAAAGUCAGUAACGGAAUUAUGUCAGAAAAAAAACUGAACUUUCAUUUCAUAAAAUUCAAACCAAGAUUUCUCUGAAGCAAUGUUGCGAUAAUUGAGGCGAUUUUUUUAAAAAUACGGUUUUCAGUCCAUUUUGCCUCGGAUUCUGUACUUUAGUGACAUCACUGAGCUGACACGUUAAUAAUUUCAUAAUUUUGACCUCUCUGCUGAAGAACUGUCCUUAAACCGUUAACGUCGCCGAUGAUGGGGGGGGAAACACAUCCAAACCCUUUUUAUUGAUGUGUAUUUUUGUUGAAAUUUCUUUACAUGCUGACACAGUGUGUGUUCUCAGAUCAGGCAGGAAGGUGUUCGAAGGAUUCCAUAAAUAAAUAAAUAAAUAAAUUUCCUAUAAUGUUCGUAUAAACCAGAGAAUGUUACGAGAACGUUACAGUAACGUUUUGAGUCAGUUACGCUACGUUCACACUGCAGGCUGAAGUGACUCAAAUCCGAUCUUUUCGCCCAUAUGUGACCUGUAUCCGAUCUUUUAUUGACAAUAUGAACGACACAGAUCCGAUUUUUUCAAAUCCGACCCAGGCCGUUUGGAUAUGUGGUCCUAAUUCCGAUCCCUAUCCGAUCUUUUCAUAUGCGACUUCAGUCUGAACCGCCAGGUCGCAUUCGUCCGACUUACACGUCAUCAACAAGCCACAAACGUCACUAUUCUGCGCUGAAGUAGGCGGCGGGUCUCUCAAAAAAAAGUUACAACAACAUGGCUUUGAUGUUCCUUUGAACGGAGGUUGCAGUCACUACCCCGCAGAACGCCUGAGCCAAAACCCUUGCCCUCUUUCUUCUCAACCUCCUCCUUAACAUCAGGCUAUUGUGCAUGUUCUGGCUCCGUCGCAACAACAACUGCAUCAUCGCCAGGUACUCCAUGCUGGCUACUGUCAUACACAGGAAACUUUAGGUUACUUCCGUAAACACUGGUCAUGCUCACUGCGUGUGACGUCGUCGUAUCCUGCAAUGCGCAUGCGGAACACUUUUAGGUCGCUUUUCGUUCAUACUGAGGAUCACAUACAAGUCGCAUAUAUUUGUUAAUGUGAACGACCUCACAAAAAAAUCGGAUUUCACAAAAAAAUCGGAAUUGAGCAUUAAGCCUCGCAGUGUGAACGUAGUGUUAUACUGCACCCUUAUCAACAAAUGUCACAACAUGAAGAAAAGGUUCCGAGGAUGUACGUAUAAAUGUCCUGCUAAUAUUUUUUAACAUCUUUUUUUUCUUAUUAUUAGGAAACUACUAAGGAACCGUCUUUAACAUUUGUUACUAAAAUGUCGCAGUAUUUUUUUAAGUAUGAAGGACAUGUUCUCAUAAAACCUAUAAAUAUAUAUGGACAACUUUUUGUUAACCCUUAAAUUACAAACUGGAUGCACCAUGUGAUUUUAUCAUGGUGGCAAACUUCCUGUCUGAACCAGAACCAAACAUCCAGGGGGCGGAGUCAGGCCUGAUACGACACGAUUCAGCAGCCUCCCAUCGCACUUUGUUCAUUCUGUUCCUGAAAUUUCAAUUAAGCCCUGAAGAUUCAAAGAUGUUUUUUUUUUUUUUUAAAUGUAUGUUCACGUGACCAUGAAUUUUGCCGCAAUCAGAAAUUCUCCAACGCGCUCGUUCCGGGUUUGCCGUCGUUUAAGACCAGGGGGAAAAAAUGACCAACCUGUGAAAUGCACCAUUUUAUAAAAAUGGUUUGUUAUAUUAAAUAAAAUCGUCUUUAUAUAUUUGACACGGAUAAAGCCGAUUCAUGCAGAAAUCCAAAAAAAAAAAAAUCUCAGAGGUUCUAAAUCUCACAACUGUAACUGCUUUUCUGAAUGUCCAGUUAACACGCAGCCUACAUCGCUGUCAAACUGUAUUGUAAACGUCUGUGGGGGGGGAAUGAGUGAAGCCGUAUUUACACUGUGUAUAUUUGAAAUCGAGAACCAGCCUCAAAAUUAAUGUAAUUAUCUACAAGACAAAUAAAAAGCUGUCUUUUUUUUUCUAAAGCACAAACACACACAGUAUAAGCAGAUGAUCGGACUUUUAAUGCUCAAACACAACACACACCAACAACUAACCAGCGGACAACCACGUCUCCAUGAGGUCAAUCCCGUACCCUUGGCUCUCAUUUACAACAGUAUUAAGGCCAUUUUAGGUAUUUAAAAAAAAAAAAAAACAUGGAGCUGGGGGAGGGGUGAUAUUCCAAGGAAAAAAACUCAGGAUUUUUGAGAUUAAUGUAAAAAAAAUUAUGAAGAAAAAAAAGUGUCAUACAUUUACAAGAAGAAAAAAGUCACAAAUUUGCGAGGAAAAAGGUCACAAAUUUACAAGAACAAAAGUAGUCACAAAUUUACGAGAAUAAAAAAAAGUCACAAAUUUACAAGGAGUCAUAAAUUUAUGAGGAAAAGUCACAAGUUUAUGAGAAUAAAAAAAAAGUCACAAAUUUACAAGAAUAAAAAAAGUCACAAAUUUAAGAGGAAAAAAGUCACAAAUUUAAGAGGAAAAAAGUCACAAAUUUAUGAGCAGAAGUCACAAAUUUACGAGGAAAAAAAUUUGCAAAUUUACAAGAAGAAAAAGUCACAAAUUUAUGAGCAGAAAAAAAGUCACAAAUUUACGAGGAAAAAAUUUUGCAAAUUUACAAGGAGAAAAAGUCACAAAUUUACAAGAAUAAAAAAGUCAAGUUUACAAGUAAAUAAGUCACAAAUUUAUGAGGAAAAAUUUCACAAAUUUAUGAGGAAAAAAACCUGCAAAUUCACAAGAAGAAAAAGUCACAAAUUUAUGAGAAUAAAAAAAGUCAGAAAUUUGAGCAGAAAAAAGUCGCAAAUUUACAAGAAAAAAAUGUUGCAAAUUUACGAGGGCAAAGUCACAAAUUUAUGAGAAAAAAGUCGCAAAUUUACAAGAAGAAAAAUGUUGCAAAUUUACGAGGGCAAAAAGUCACAAAUUUAUGAGAAGAAAAAACCUCACUAAUUUACAAGGAAAAAAGUCACACAUUUACAAGAAUAAAAAAAAAAGUCGUAAAUUUACGAAAAGAAAAAAAAUCACAAAUUUAGGACAGGAAAAAAGUCAGAAAUUUACAGGAAGAAAAAAGUCACAAAUUUUAUGAGUAGAAAAAAAAGUCACAAAUUUACAAGAAGAGUCACAAAUUUAUGAGGAACAGUCACAAGUUUACGAGAAUAAAAAAAAAGUCACAAAUUUGCAAGAAUAAAAAAAGUCAAAUUUAUGAGGAAAAAAAGUCACAAAUUUAUGAGCAGAAGUCACGAAUUUACGAGGAAAAAAAUUUGCAAAUUUACAAGAAAAAGUCACAAAUUUACGAGAAUAAAAAAAUGUCAAGUUUACAAGGAAAUAAGUCACAAAUUUAUGAGCAGAAAAAAGUCACAAAUUUACAAGAAUAAAAAAAAAGUCACAAAUUUAUGAGAAUAAAAAAAGUCAGAAAUUUGAGCAGAAAAAAGUCGCAAAUUUACAAGAAAAAAGUUGCAAAUUUACGAGGGCAAAGUCACAAAUUUAUGAGAAAAAAGUCGCAAAUUUACAAGAAGAAAAAAAGUCGUAAAUUUACGAAAAGAAAAAAAGUCACAAAUUUAGGACAGGAAAAAAAAGUCAGAAAUUUAGGACAGGAAAAAAAAGUCAGAAAUUUACAGGAAGAAAAGUGUCACAAAUUUUAUGAGUAGAAAAAAAGUCAAAAAUUUACAAGAAAAGUCACACAUUUACAAGAAUAAAAAAGGUCACAAAAUUAUGAGAAACAAAACCCAGAAAAAUUGUGAUUUUUUUUUUUUUUUUUUGCUACCAAGGAACCACAUUGACACCAGAGCCUGCGUGUCCCACAUCUCUCAUCUGAGGCGUUUCAGAGUGACACAGAUUUGUACAGACGAGGAGAAACCACUCGCUGAAAGUCACAGGAAACUGCUCUUACACAAUAAUUAUACAUUAUAAACAGAAAGACAAAGACAGGACACGGAUAAACAAACCUGUGGUUUACCCAUUCAUCCCUCACUGCAUCCAGGAAGCGCAGCAAUCACAGGCUUCCCAGCUGCAGUGCAUUCUGGGGAACGUAGUUGAAAAUCUGUUACGCUUUUCUUUUAGACUGUGUUUCCUCAAACUCUCAGCUCAGCCGUGGCGUCUGUGGUGUCAUGAUAUUGAUCCAACCUUUUUUUAAAGUCACUUUUUCUGAAUUUUGUUUCUCGUAAACCAAGUUUUUUCUCGCAAAUUUCACUUUAACCUUUGAGUUUUUUCCCUCAGAAUAUGACCCCCUCCCCCAUUCUGUAAUUUACCUACAAUGGCCCCAAUACGUCGUCGUACUCAUCUCGAUCUCGCCUUCUUUUUUCUUCUUCUGUUUUUGCGAGCUUCUGCAAUACCGGUGUCGUUCAAUAAUGAGAAAGAGUGAAAGGAUGAAGAAUAAGCUGUUCUAUUUUUAUAAUGAUAAACAGAAGCAGGAAGCCCAAAGAGCCCCGUGUGUGUGUGUGUGUGUGUGUGUGUCCAUCCUAUGGACUCCCUGCUCCUGAAGAUGUUGAGAUAUUAAAGGAAAGUGCCUGAACAACCUGCUCCAUGUUUCUUGUGUACAUUUCGAGAAAUCGCAGUGAUGUGUAAAAGUCUUCACACCCCUCCGAGCUCCUGACUGACUGGUCAGAAGGCGUGGGUCGUACUUGCGCGAGCUCUCUCAGCAUCGUCUUUUUUUAUUUCGGUGAAAUCCUCUUUUAAAGGAAAUGUGUGUUCAAUGUUACAGCAUCCUGUCUACAGGAAGUGACAGAACAAUUACAGGAUGUCUCACAAUGACAAUCUUUAAACUCCAAAUGAACAUCUCUGCUGUCUGUAAUGAAGCGGUCGAAAGAGAAAGUGGCUCGUGUUUACAGGGACGUCCUGCUGGAGCUCGAGGUUUUUCAAACCAGGUCUAUAGACAGAGAAAAACUUGAUCCCAGAUUAGCAAUUUUUUUUAUGUUCAAGUUUAUUUUUUAAAUAAAAUAAAGGUUAUCUUCAAGCCUGCGCUGGGAAAUUUAUGGCACUGUGGGAAAUAAACAGUGAAAUAAAAUCCACAGAUUAAAAAAAGCCAAAUCCGUGUCCACAAACAGCAGUUUUUUUAUCAUACAGGGACUGCAGAUCAGAAACACAGACGAAAGGAACUUGGUGUAAAAGUGAAAGGUUUUAUUGACUGAGGGGGUGUGAUGUGACACACGUCCAAGCAGAACACAACACCAACACACAGAGAGAGAGAGAGAGAGAGAGAGACACACACACACACACAUAUACAGGAGACAGAGAGACAAAGACAAAAAGAGAGACACAGAGAGAGACAGACAUACAGAGAGAGACUCAGACAGAGAUACACACACGAGAGAGAGACACAGACAGACACACACAGGAGACAGAGAGACAAAACAAAGAGACACACACAAGAGAGAGACAGAGAGACAUCAAGUCAGAGAGAGACAUAGAGAGACUCAGACACACGGGAGAGAGGGAGAAAAAGAGAGAGAGACAGACAGACACACACACAGGAGACAAAGACAAAAAGAUAGACAGAGAGAGGUGCAUACACCAAGUCAGAGACACACAUACAGAGAGAGAGAGAGACAGACUCAAAAGACAGAGACACACGGAGAGAGAGACAGCCACAGAGAUAGAGACACACAGAAGAGAGAGAAAGAGACAGAGAGAGACACACACAGAGGAGACACGAGAGAGACUCAAAGACAGAGAGAGGAGAGAGACACACAUGCAGAGAGAGAGAGACUCAGACAGAGAGAGGAGAGAGAGAGACACAUACAGAGAGAAGGACAUGCAUACACAGAGGGAAGGAGAGAGAGACACAGACUCAAAAGACAGAGAAAGAGAGAGACCCGAAGACAGAGACACAGAGAGAGAGAGACCCGAAGACAGAGACACAUGGAGGGAGAGUGAGACACACACAGGGGAGAGUGAGAGACACAGAGAGAGAGAGGGGCAGAGAGACAGACAUGCAUACAGAGGGAGGGGGAGAGAGAGAGGACAGGAGUACACAGAGGGAGAGACAGAGAGGAGGACAGGCAUAUACAUAGAGAGACACACAGAGAGGGGAAAGGCAUACACAGACAGAACGAGAGAGAAAUACAGAAAGGGACACACACACACACACACACACACACACACAGUGGGAGUCUGAAAGCGAUCCAGAAGGAUCCCCACAGAUAGACAAGGGGACAGAGACAGACAGACACCUGACCAUAUGAGACUUUUAUUAAACUCCAGUGGGACUCUGCAGGCUACAACGACGUCCUCCUGUGAUAUUAAAGCACAGCACAACCACCACCUUCUCACAGGAACAAUGAAAAUACAACACGGGACUCACUGAACUCAUGAGGAAUAUUUCAGUAGAACGAUACUCCAUGUGCUUCAGGGGGAGUUCGAUGAUGAUGUGAUCAAAUACUGGUGAAGGUUUGAGGUUAUUAGAUUGAGGUUAAGAUGCACAACUCGGUGCACAAUUACACGCCGUCCUUCUCUCACAGGGGCACUGACCUCACACCUGUCUCGUGCUAGAGACACCGGUCUCCGGACGAGCAGACGUCCUCUCACUCCAGGAAACACACACACCAGGAAGCUGUUGUGCGUGACAUGCAACAAUCAGUCAGGGGUGGAAGUAGUGCAGGCAAGACAGUGUGUGUGUGUGUGUGUGUGUGUGUGUGUGUGUGUGUGUGUGUGUGUGUGAGAUCAUGUCAAGGUCACUCAUAUCAAUGGCUGAAAAAGAAAAGUGCAGACAGGAAGGGGGGGAACGGAGACAGAGAGGAAAGAAAAACCACACACAUUCUGACAACUUUCAAACAAACUUUCCCACGCUGCUCUAGGGCGGUGAGCCGGAGACAAUGAUGCACGGUGUGUGUGUGUUGUCUCCAUGCUGCUAUACACACCUUUGUUUGCCGAAUAUCUGCAGUCAUGAAUGAAACGACGCAUGGUGCGUGUUUGAUGUGUGACCUCUGACCUCCUGCGUGAUGAAUUUCAUUAAAAAAAAUCCUAAUCA